Messenger RNA from Mercurialis annua (annual mercury), 2555 nucleotides. RefSeq lists its product as uncharacterized. The coding region runs from base 848 to 2329 and encodes 493 amino acids. The record is from RefSeq and is a predicted model, not a curated record. The transcript has a single exon. NCBI's taxonomy places the organism in Eukaryota, Viridiplantae, Streptophyta, Magnoliopsida, Malpighiales, Euphorbiaceae.
AAAAGAGAAAAAGUUCACCGUCACAGACUUCCAUUAACCAAACGGUUCUCAACUGUUUACAACAACAAAGGAAAAAACAGGUAAUAUCUGAGGCAGGCUUUACAUAUACCGGUAGACUUUUCUCCUUUUCAAUUCAACAACCUCAUCAACAAAUUACUCACAGCAACAACCAAGAAAGUCAAAAAACAAAAAAAAAAACAAAAAAAAACACAAUGGUGUUUAUCGAUGACGAUGUUGUAGUUGUAGAACUGACCCACUUCAAAUUUCUUGCUGCUCAAUUCCUUCAUUUUUUGCCUAUAAGGUAACUCUUCAACGUCCCCUUUUUUCUAGUUUCUUGGAGUUGGAUGGAUUUGACGGUGUUGAUUCAGUGGUUUCCGCCUGUAUUUGGCGGAUUUCGGGACAAUUUGGAGUUAGGGUUAGAUAUUGUGUUUCUCUAGCGUUUUUCUUUGGUUUAGAGUGUCAUUUUUUAAUUUUUAUGCAAAAAUACAGUGGCUAAAGAAAAGUUUUAAUUUUUCCUUUAAUUAAUUUGUUUAUUGGAGUUGGGGAUAGUUCUAUAUGUGGGUUACUUUUGUUUGAAUUUGAAUUUGUUGGAUGGGAUUAAGUUAUCUGAUGGAUCAAUCUAGGGUUUUGAUGGAGGGCAGAUAUUCUGGGGAUUGAUCUUUUGAUCAAGGUGUUUAUCAAGUUUUGUUCUUGAAUUGGUUUUCAAAAAAUUUCAUUACGGAUAUAUUCAAUCGCCUACCAGCAACAAAAUUCACCAAGGAUAUGAUGAUGCUUUUGGAUUACCCUUUGUGGAGAUAAAAUUCAACAAAAUUCACCAAGAAUUGUUGGAGAAUCUACUGCGUUAUCGAUGGAGAAUCAUCAUCAUCCGUCGACACUCUUGUCCAUGGAUUCUAGUGCUUCCUCUCACGAAGAAUUGGAUUUGGAAAUGAAUCGUCAAAUCGUUCUUUCCCGUCCGCCGGAUAUCAAUUUACCCCUGUCAGUAGAGCGUAGCCCUCCUCCGCCGUUAUGGAAUUCAGAAACAUAUGAUAUUUUAGAUGUUGGACUUGGUCAACAGGUUUAUGAGACUGAGAUUUUUCUAAAUGUAACCAAAGUUGGGAGGAAAUGCGCCAAGCGGGUUGAUAGUAUAUGGGGUGCUUGGUUUUUCUUUUGUUUCUACUUCAAACCUGCUUUGAAUGAGAAAUCAAAUGCUAAGAUUAUCCACGAUAGCAAUGGAAUCUCCGGUUUUGACAAAUCUGAUCUCAAGCUUGAUGUUUUUAUGGUUCAACAUGACAUGGAGAAUUUGUACAUGUGGGUUUUCAAGGAGAGGCCUGAGAAUGCGUUGGGUAAAAUGCAGCUUAGGAGUUACAUGAAUGGACAUUCCCGUCAAGGGGAUCGCCCAUUUCCAUUUAGUGUUAAUAGGGGUUUUGGUCGGUCGCACCGGAUGCAGCGAAAGCAUUAUCGAGGACUAUCAAAUCCUCAGUGUGUUCAUGGAAUUGAAGUUGUCCACUCACCCAAUCUCACAGGUCUUGAUGAGGACGAGAGGAAAAGAUGGACGGAACUGACUGGCAGGGACUUGAACUUCACAAUUCCACCUGAAGCCAGUGAUUUCAGUUCAUGGAGAAACCUUCCUAACACAGAUUUUGAGCUUGAGAGACCACUUCCCCAGAUAAACAUUGCCCCUAAUUCUCACCCAAAGAAGCUUCUAAAUGGUUCCGGGCUCAAUUUGUCAACCCAGCCAUCCAAUCAUAGCAAUGGUGAUGGAAUGGACCUAUCCCCAGUCAGCAGCAAAAGGAGGAAAGAUUUUUUCCGACAUGGCAGUGAGGACGAUUGUUAUCUGGCUGUUAAUCCCCCCUCUGAUCAAGUUCCAGAUAUGGAACUUCCUCCAAAUGAACCACAAUGGCUGCAUAAUUUCGGCGGGGUCAUGAAGAAUGUUCACGGGCCUGUGAUAGCUGCAAAAUCAAUAUAUGAGGAUGAAGAUGGUUAUUUAAUUAUGAUCAGCUUGCCCUUUGUGGAUCUGCAGAGGGUGAAGGUUGCUUGGAGAAAUACUCUCACACAUGGUAUCAUCAAGGUAUCUGGUGUGAGCACUUCUUGCGUGCCAUUCAUCAAGAGAUAUGAUAGGACGUUCAAGCUUACAGAUCCAACCUCUGAGCAUUGUCCACCAGGGGAGUUUGUCAGGGAAAUCCCACUUUCAACUCGAAUUUCUGAAGAUGCUAACAUUGAAGCAUAUUACGAUGGACCAGGGUCCAUACUCGAGAUUCUGGUGCCUAAACUUCGCGAGGGACCAGAAGAACACGAGGUUCAUGUUUGCCUUCGUCCUCACCUCGGAGGGAACGAUCUCAUGCUAACCUGAGAUAUACAUUUGUAAGAAAAUAUAAAGUUGGUGCUGCAUAGUUUGACUAACUGUGUAAUCUGUGGAUCAAAAUAUGCUACAUAAGCUUUAUCUUCUAUAAGUUUGCUCUCUAAUUGCCAUGUUUGAUGCUUCUAAGCAAAUGGUUAUCAUUUGACUGCUAAUAUUGUUAGUUCUUGAAUUUAAAUUUGGUUUUAGUCAGUUAUAUAAAAUUAUUAGUUCUUGAGUA